Ipomoea nil (Japanese morning glory) is the source of this 699-nucleotide messenger RNA. RefSeq lists its product as uncharacterized. The record is from RefSeq and is a predicted model, not a curated record. Bases 1 to 699 code for a protein of 232 amino acids. NCBI's taxonomy places the organism in Eukaryota, Viridiplantae, Streptophyta, Magnoliopsida, Solanales, Convolvulaceae. The transcript has 4 exons.
AUGGUGGUUGCUGUUGGUGUACGCUCCGAUGAAUUGCCCGACAUUUUGGGUGAGAGGAGAGAGAGGAUAGACCUGGCUAAACUGAUACCAGAUGAGUUGGAAAGAAUUAUUCGAUUCAGAACUGAAACCUGUUACAGAGAUACAAUAAGAAUAGCAACUCAUCCUGUCACCCAAACACAAAUUAAUGUUCCAAUCCUUAAUGAAGAUAAUCACAAAGAGUGGAAAGAUGCUAUUCUCUUGCAAUUAAGAUUAUUAGAGUUGGAUUACGCUGUUCUCAAUGAGGAACCCCCUGAGUCAAGAAUUUCCAGAAAAAUUCGUUUUUGCUUUGAGGACAUUAAGAAAGCGAAACCCUUGCUCAAAGCUAUCGAUGAUAACUUCAUUGAAUCAAAGAAACUUUUGGCAAUGACUCUAAUCAUGAAGUUGAGAAAUUUGCGUCUUUCCACUGUCAAGGGAACGCGUGAACACAUUAUGCAACUCAGGGACAUUACGGCUCAAUUAAAGGAGUUGGAAAUCAUUCUACCAGAUGAUUAUUUGGUGCUUUUUGCACUUGAUACCCUCCCUCAGGAGUACAAUCCUUUUAAGAUUUCCUACAUCACACAUAAAGAGGACUGGUCUAUCAAUGAGUUGAUAACCAUGUGUGCAAUGGAGGAACAAAGGCUUGUGGCUAAGCUUGGAGAUAUAGGUCCCCGGGUAUACUGA